UCUUCUCUCGUAAUAAUGAAUCUUCUCCACGGCAUUUCCUCCACUUGACCACUUGCGGAUUGUGACUCAACAGAAUAUUACUAUUAUUUGAGCCCAUUUGCUUAACUUAAUAAUUGGGAGGGUUCGCCUACGGACCCAAUCAAUCAAUCAAUCCCAUUAUCAAAAUGCGGUAUUACUCCAACUUGCAACUUCCAUUGCUUUUUCUCCUCGUGCUAUUUGCGGAAAUAUUUGCCGGAAGAGCCCCACCCUGCGAAGACCCCGGUGUGUGCGGUCCUUACAGCCAAUGUCUCCAAGUGGACAAUCUCAAGAGGCGAAGUGAAGACUCCGGAUUCGACUGGAGUCAGACUAUUUCGCGUGCCCUCAAAAAAUGGCAGGCUCGUCCCGACCCUAACCAUUCCAACGUUGGGAACACGAAUGGAACGGCCCAAACGGUCCUGUGUGCCUGCAUGCCUCAUCACAUUGGUGCACCACCGAAAUGCAGACCACUGUCCUGCGCAGCCAAUGCGGAUUGUCCUUCGCAGUUCUCUUGUGUCAAGGGUUUGUGCAAAGACCCGUGCCAAGGAAUUUGCGGAGUGGGAGCCGAAUGCAAAGUUGUGAACCAUUUUCCCGUAUGUCGAUGUCUGAGAGGUUUUAAUGGAGAUCCAUUUUUCCAAUGCAAAGCUUCUUAUUGCAACGACAACGAGCAGUGUCCGGCGGACUUGGCAUGCAAAGGCAACAACUGUCGGGACCCUUGCGAGGGCGUAAAAUGUGGGGCCAACGCUAAAUGCUGGGUUGUGAGACAUCACGCGACGUGUGUAUGCGUUCCUGGGUAUACGGGAAAUCCAUUUGAUGCAUGUGCUGCAGUUGUCGAAGACGAGAUCGCUGCAAGAUGCAAUCUGGACGUUGACUGUCAACCGAAUGAAGCCUGUGUCAAUGGCUACUGUCGGGAUCCGUGUGUCGGCUAUUGCAAAGGGCUGUGGAAGAAGUGUGAAGUUAUCGAGCACAAACCUCGGUGCAACUGCGAGGUCAAUACUUAUCCGGCAGAUGAUGGAAAUUGUCUCCUUAAUUCAGGUUCAUAUUGUGGCCGUGACCCCAUUCGCGUCUGCGGUCAGAAUUCCCAGUGUAUUGAGUCCACCGUGGGGCCCGUGUGUCGCUGUCUGGCCGGAUAUGUGGGCAACCCCCCGAACUGCAAGGCUUGUGUGAGUGCCUUCGAAUGUGGGAAGAGUGACCAAACUUGUCUAAACGGGCGGUGUGUCCACGCCUGCACGACGAUGCACUGUGCCUCGAAUGCCGUGUGCGUGGUGGAGGAAGGAAAUCCGGAAUGUAAAUGUCUGAAGGGUUACGAAGGGGACGGAAUCGCCGAGUGCGUCAAGGUGAAGACGCCGAUGAAUCUCACCGCAUGCGAAAACGAUACCCAGUGCAUUGGAACGGAAAGCUGCAUCAACGCAAAAUGCCAAUCACCCUGCAUCGGCACUUGCGGCAAUGCGGCUGAAUGUAUCAUACGGAACCGAAUUCCUUCUUGCUACUGUCCGGCAGGGUUCACUGGAGACCCAUACUUUUGGUGCGUGCAGGUUCCACCUCGCCCUCCAUUUGAGGGGGAUGAAUGCGACACGGAUGCCGACUGUCCGGACGACAUGAGCUGUGGCCUUCAUGGGUUCUGCGUCAAUCCUUGCAAUCAUGUUUGUGCUGUUCAUACUGGUGCAAAAUGUGAAGCCAAACGUCAUCGUGCGACAUGUUGGUGUCCGAAUGUUGGACAACCCUGGAAGCGUUGCUUUUCUGCGCAGGAAGUCAAUAGCACCUCCACCGUGGGGCAUGCAGGUCCAUACAGCUUGGUGAACAAACGGCGUGUUGGUCCAUGCAACCCAAGUCCUUGUGGAACAAUGGCAUCUUGUCAUGUUAGCAGAAGUCGGGCCGUGUGUCAUUGCCUUCCAGGCUACAAUGGAAUUCCUCCAGCGUGUACUCCAAAAUGCUUUAAAGACCACGACUGUCCAUCCAACAUGGCCUGCAUUCAUGGCCAGUGCGGUGACCCGUGCCAUUCCAAAUGCAGUCGCAAUGAGUACACGUUCUGCACAGUAAUUGACCACAAACCAAUGUGUGUUGAUGCUACGAAUGAGAAUCUACUGCUACGAGUGGCGAACAACAAUAAUGGGUGAGCAGACAGGGUCACGAUGAGCUUGAGCGACCACGAUUUGCGAACCUCGCUCGUUUACCAAGUAAUUAUGUAGCUUAUUAUUUCUGUUCGCACUUGACAAACAAUUAUUUAAACCCACUGUUUUGUGUUACAUAGUUCGUUAUGAUAUAAUAAUAAGCAAACAAAUUGUGCAUGUAAAAAAUGAGUGAACUUGGCAUUAUGCAAUGAAAUAUUACUUUUCACGGCCAAAA
Molecule: messenger RNA, 2361 nt
Organism: Folsomia candida
Lineage: Eukaryota; Metazoa; Arthropoda; Collembola; Entomobryomorpha; Isotomidae
Product: neurogenic locus notch homolog protein 2
Exons: 18
Coding region: 165-2132 (655 amino acids)
Source: RefSeq, a predicted model, not a curated record